Messenger RNA from Histoplasma capsulatum G186AR, 1959 nucleotides. RefSeq names its product 5-aminolevulinic acid synthase HemA. Gene Ontology annotation, molecular function: 5-aminolevulinate synthase activity; pyridoxal phosphate binding. Lineage: Eukaryota; Fungi; Ascomycota; Eurotiomycetes; Onygenales; Ajellomycetaceae. The transcript has 2 exons. Gene Ontology annotation, biological process: heme biosynthetic process. Gene Ontology annotation, cellular component: mitochondrion. The record is from RefSeq and is a predicted model, not a curated record. The coding region runs from base 1 to 1959 and encodes 652 amino acids.
AUGGAGGCGUUGCUCAACCAGUCCCGCUCGCUCUGCCCCUUUCUGCAUAAGACUUCCCCCACGGCCCUCCGUGCCCUCUGUACCCCAGCUAUGGCCAAUGCCAGUCCUGGAGGAGGUGCCAUCUCCAAUCUGCAGGUCGUCGCGCGCAGAUGCCCUGUCAUGAGCAAGGCCCUUGCUGUCCAGAGCGCUCGCAUUGCCUCCACCAGGGCAUUCAGCACCUUUGCCAGUGGUGUCGCCGGCGUCACUAAAGACGCAAAGGCAUUGCGUGUCGUUGCUGGAAAGAAGAGGUUCCAUACUUCUACGAGCAAGAACGCUAAGAUUGAUCCAGAUGUUGUCAGGAAAUACGAGAAUGUUCACCCGGCACUUUCUAAGGUUCACGGCGGGAAGCCUGCUUUGGCACAUGAAAUGGCAGCUUUCCCGGGUCCUAAGCCGCAGGCUCCUGCGUCAGAGAAAUUUGAUUAUGAGGACUUCUACAACAGCGAGCUGGAAAAGAAACACAAGGAUAAAUCCUACCGAUAUUUCAACAAUAUCAAUCGUCUUGCCAGCAAUUUCCCUCGUGCGCACAUGUCCACUCCAGAGGAACAGGUGACCGUCUGGUGCGCCAAUGACUACCUCGGCAUGGGACGGAAUCCCAAGGUUCUUCGAACUAUGCAUGAAACGCUUGAUAACUAUGGUGCUGGCGCUGGGGGCACACGUAACAUCUCAGGCCACAAUCAACAUGCUGUUAGGUUGGAGGAGACUCUUGCCAAAUUGCAUGGCAAAGAGAGUGCUUUGGUGUUCAGUUCUUGCUAUGUCGCCAACGAUGCCACUCUGGCCACUCUAGGAAGUAAGCUUCCAGAUUGUGUGAUAUUGUCCGACAGUUUGAAUCAUGCGUCGAUGAUUCAGGGAAUACGCCACUCCGGCGCGAGGAAGAUGGUCUUCAAGCACAAUGAUUUAGAAGACCUGGAACAGAAACUUGCGUCUUUGCCGCUUUCUAUCCCCAAGAUAAUCGCCUUCGAGUCGGUUUACAGUAUGUGUGGAUCCAUUGCUCCGAUCAAAGAAAUUUGUGACCUGGCAGAUAAAUAUGGCGCGAUCACUUUCCUCGAUGAAGUUCAUGCUGUCGGCAUGUAUGGACCCCACGGGGCCGGUGUUGCGGAGCAUCUUGAUUUUGAAACCUACGCCUCAUUGGAUACGGGCAACCCCAAGAGUACCGCGGGAACGAUCAUGGACCGAAUUGACAUUAUAACGGGCACACUCGGGAAAGCGUACGGCUGCGUUGGUGGUUACAUCGCGGGGUCCGCCUCCUUCGUCGACACCAUCCGAUCCCUUGCCCCAGGGUUCAUAUUCACAACGUCCCUCCCACCUGCAACCAUGGCCGGCGCCACCACCUCCAUUAAAUACCAGGUUUCGUAUGGCCGCGACCGCACCCUCCAACAACUGCACACCCGCGCCGUCAAAGCUGAAUUGAACGCGAAGGACAUCCCCGUCAUCCCAAAUCCAUCACACAUCGUCCCAAUCCUCGUUGGAGAUGCCGAGGUAGCAAAGCAAGCGUCCGACAUGCUUCUCAAAGACUAUGGAGUCUAUGUUCAGGCCAUCAACUACCCCACCGUCCCUAGAGGCGAGGAGCGGCUGCGCGUCACCCCGACACCAGGCCAUGUUAAACCCUACCGCGACCAUCUGGUCCAAGCUUUGCAGGGAGUCUGGGAACGCCUUGGCAUCCGCAAGACGAGCGAUUGGAAAGCGGCCGGUGGUUUUUUGGGCGUUGGGGUUGACGACGAUGCGAAGAAUCGCCCGCUCUGGAACGAUGCCCAGCUUGGGCUGCGUGAGGGAGAGGACCUCGAGAACGCACUGGAGCGCGAGUUGGAGGCUGAGGCACUGCACAAACAGCAGAUGAUGCUGGAUCUGCAGCAAGAUGAUUUGAUGGCGCAUGCUCACUUGAACGAACCAGCUCAUGCCGCUCCUAUCGGUGUCGCUGCGUAA